Aplosporella prunicola CBS 121167 is the source of this 1206-nucleotide messenger RNA. RefSeq lists its product as uncharacterized. The coding region runs from base 241 to 765 and encodes 174 amino acids. Lineage: Eukaryota; Fungi; Ascomycota; Dothideomycetes; Botryosphaeriales; Aplosporellaceae. The record is from RefSeq and is a predicted model, not a curated record. The transcript is spliced from 3 exons.
GGCGCGGACGGCGGCGAGAGCACCGGCAAGUAUUUUAACACGCUUGUCUGCUGUUACGACUCGUCACGUCGGUCUACGGAACUUCUUUAAAAGUCCACGCUCCAGUCAUUGGCUUUUGUGGUCGCCUGCUUUCACUUACAUCGCUCCCAACUCUAACCUUUCUCUUCCACACCUUCUUCCCGACACCCAGCCUCCGAGCACACUCGCCUACAGAUAAACCAUCUACCGACAUACCUCACAAUGACUAUCGACUGGAAAUCUCUCGAGAGUUACCAGCGUCUUCUCGGCGCCAUGGUUGCCGCCUCGGACAACAACGUCGACUACAAGAAAGUCGCCUACUUCUACGGUCAAGGCGCGACCUACGACUCCAUCGAGGGCCGCUUCCGCAUCGCCAAGAAGCAAGCCAACGUGCUCAAGAAGGAAGCCGAAGAUGAGAAUCGCGUCAUGCCAGCCAGCCGCGCCAAGUCCACGACUUCCACUCCCCGCAAGCCGAAGGCGAAGCCAACUCUUGACACCGCGAACGGCGGUGUCAUCUCAGGCCGCGUAACCAAGAGCCCGUCUAAGAAGAAGGCCGCUGCCCCCAAGAAAGUCAAGCAGGAGCCGCACACUCCGACCAGCAUGUCCGACGCCUACGGCGAUGAUGAGGGUGGCUACACGAACUACAACGCGUCGACCGACCCCGCCAGCGCCGAGGGCGCCGAUUUCACCACGUCCUUCUCAUUCCCGGACGUCGGCAACUGGGUCCACGAAAACGGCACCGUGUGAGCGCCGCUCUGCCUUCUGCAACUGCAGCAGAGUUGCUACGGCAACCAGUCUGCGCCGGACUAGGCUCUGGGUGCUCGGGUUCCUGGGUGGACGGUUUCUUGUUUUUGCUUUGCUUUGUUUUUACUCUUCGGGCUUGCUAGGUCGGCAAGGAUUCUUUAUGAAGAUUGAGGCGUGCGAGGGUGCCAGGGUGUUUCUAUGCGAGCCGGUUCGGAAGCCUAUUCCCCCCUCGCUUGGCUUUUUCUUUCCACAAAAUUCUCCUAUUGCAUGCAUGCGUCCUCGGGAUGCCGGGUUCUUUGGAAAGGGUUAGCUAAUAAACGCAACGACAUCAGAUUCAUUAAAUGACUUGCUGCUUAAGAGCUGUUUCGCUGUGUUGAUUAAAGCUGAUAUCAGCUUAGCAAAUGCUAUAGAGGAAUAGAUAGGAUUUGAGAUAUAAAAGGAAAG